This is a messenger RNA of Pyricularia pennisetigena, 354 nucleotides long. RefSeq lists its product as uncharacterized. Lineage: Eukaryota; Fungi; Ascomycota; Sordariomycetes; Magnaporthales; Pyriculariaceae. The record is from RefSeq and is a predicted model, not a curated record. The coding region runs from base 1 to 354 and encodes 117 amino acids. The transcript has a single exon.
AUGGUUCAUUUUACUUUCGUUUCUACAUUUGGGUUUUUGUUUGCAACUACUGCCAUUGCCGCCCAAACCCCUGAAAAAUUUAUGGUGGCAUUUUCGCAAAAUUCAAAUCCCAAACACGAUGAUUUAUCCAUCGUAAAUUCAUGGGAACGUACUUUCAACAAUGUUAGAUCUAACCCCGUAUGGAAAAAAACUGGAUAUACUGGAUGGCUUAAAAAUGAGGGCGACAAUUGGGGAUGGAUUUCCGGAGAUCCCACCAAAAAAAUGGAUUACGCCGGGGUAUCGAAGAUUUUAAAGGAUAUUGGAUAUCAACAAGGUACGCUCGAUUCGGGUGAUAUACGGUGGGGGCCUGCAUAG